UUUAGGAAGAACUAUCCACAUACAUUGUACCGUUGUCCUCCAACCACUUCAACAUGUACCGUUAGCAACUGCAUGCAAGUGCAUGCAAGUGAAAUUUGACGACACAGUACGGCUUGAAAACGGGCAGUUUGGGGUAAACGGCCCAAAUCGGCCAUGUAGAAUUAGCGGAAUGAUCAGAUUCUGUACAAAAUAUGAUAUAAUUUCAUACAAAAUAGAACUCAAUGAAUUCAUUAAUUUUUAAUUUGUUCGAUACGCCACGAAGAUUAUUUGAAAAUCGCUGUUUACAGUCGUUAAGCCAUGACUCACAAUGAGGGCAUGAAAACUGGUCUGUAGGGACAGUUUAGUUCAGUCGGUAGCAGUGCGCAGCGCUGUAUUACCGUACCUCCUUUCGUCUUCAGAGUUCAGGCAUGGUGACAAUCAUCGCGAUAAAUACUGGCUUUCCAGGUGUUUGAAGCCCAGAAUCAGCUCACUCCGCUAAUUCUACAUGGCCGCCCAAAUCGGCCCAGAAUUGUUAUGUGCUAAUCUGUACAGUGUAGAUUAGAUAGGUGCCUUGAAGUACCUUCGGACAUAAAAGUCCACUGUAUAAAGUAUUCGUUCGCGUCAUAUCAGAUAAUUGCAAACACAUGUAUAGAGCUUGAACUCUGACGGAUUAUAUAUUAUGUUGUUGAUAGCCAUCUAAUAUGAAAUGGUAGGAAAUAAGAAUGUGAUCGAAGUCAACGGCCAAUUAGAAGGUACGACUUGCAUAAUGAGACACGAGCUGUUUAGAAGCGGGGCGUGUGUCUUUCCAUGGAGUAUUCGGCGGCCUUUGUAAAGAUCAAGCCAUCCAGUGCCUGGAGCUACGUACGGGAUGCUACCAAACUCGCCGAGGUCCAAGAAACCGUCUCAAAGGAGAAAGUGCCGCGGCCGACGUGGGAGCCCGGAAUAGAAGCGGGGUACCGCCCGCCCUACAAGACGUGGGGCUACUACGCGUCCAGCCUCUUGCAAUUCCACAACGAAACUAUCAACGUGUGGACUCACUUGAUCGGCGGUGGGGUUAUCCUGCUCUAUUUGUACCAUUACCACAUUCUGCUGGACUUCUGGAACAACGAAAAGACUUGGCCGUUCCUUGCAUUUAUAUUAUCAAGUUUGCUGUGUACCAUUUUUAGUGGGGCGGCCCACUUGCUUCAUUCCAAAUCAGCAUACGUCCAUUACGUGGCCUUCUCUUUCGACUACGCUGGUGCCGGACUCUACUGUUUUGGAUGCAUGACUUUCUCAUUCUAUUAUUCAUUCGAUGACGACAUGGUAAAACAAUUUGGACCUUACGUCAUGCCCAUCAACGCAUUCCUCUCGGUGAUUUCCUGUUUUUCAUGCUCAUAUGGUAAAACUAAAUACAGCUUACACCACGUCCUCAGAAGGAAACUUUGGUUCAUAAUACCAUGUGGAAUGCACUUCAUUCUGUGCACAGGACCACCUGCAUACCGCUUCAUGAAAUCAGUGAUAUUCAAUUCGGGAGAAAUUCUUCCUUCUGAAAUCGUAUCUUGUGAAUUACAUUUCAAAUCGUCCGUCAUUUUUCUUAUCGCCGCCAUGUUUUUUAUCAGCCAUAUUCCGGAAGUUUACAUUCCCGGUGCUUUUGACAACCUUUGCCAUUCCCAUCAGGCUUGGCAUGUAUUGCUGGUGGCGACAAUGUCUUGUCAAUUUCACGCCGCCUAUAAUGAUAUCCUUCACACACAAUAUUCCUCUGAUGCUCAGAUUCAGUUGCCAAGUAAUGGAGCAGUCUUUUACUACCUUGCGUUCAUAUGUCUUGCAGACACGAUUGUAAUCGUUGUCAACAGUUUCUUGGCAAAACGAGUUGUCCAAGAGGAGAAUCAGGAAGUUGCUAUGGCAACUGACUUCGUGAUUCAAAAUGGUGCAGCAAAAUCCAUGAGAAAAGAUGAAAAACCAAAACGCUCCUGAGCAGCGUGUUUUCACGAACAGGUCAGAAAAAUGAAUAUCUUGAAAAUCUAGUUAAGUGUUGAAAUCUUAUAUUAAAGGAUCCUUGAAUGAAAUGGCCAGGGCCACUGUGCUCACCUCAUGUGGAGGAAAGAUGGAUAAAGAGCAUGGUAUUGUGUCAUGUAGUGUUAGGUUUGAUGUAGGUCCAAGCAAUUACAAUUUCCCCAAAAUGGCCAAUUUACAGUACAUUCGACCUCUGUGACCUUGAAAAGUAGGUCAAAUCAAAGAAGACCCGGGUGACACAUUGAAUGGUUGUUAGAAUUAGAUGUACCUAUGAUAUAAAAUUGGUGCCAAUCGGGCAAGUCAUUACUAGGUAUAAUGGCAUUUUGAAGAAUUUAGGAUUUGGCCCCCUCCCUGGAGGCCAAACGGCAAAUCAGAUCGCACCAAACUUUGGUACCUGAGAUCACCUGACCAAGGGGUACAUGUGUACUUAAUUUGUGAUCAAUAGUCAUUGCAGUUAAGAAACGUGCCAUAGU
Lineus longissimus is the source of this 2444-nucleotide messenger RNA. RefSeq names its product membrane progestin receptor beta-like. NCBI's taxonomy places the organism in Eukaryota, Metazoa, Nemertea, Pilidiophora, Heteronemertea, Lineidae. The coding region runs from base 787 to 1932 and encodes 381 amino acids. The record is from RefSeq and is a predicted model, not a curated record. The transcript has 2 exons. Gene Ontology annotation, molecular function: signaling receptor activity. Gene Ontology annotation, cellular component: membrane.